CCGACAUCGUCUUGUUCUCAGACACCCUUCCCUGAAGUCAACGCCAUCAUCUACUUACCUACUCACACAGCAAAGCGCGAUGCGCCUUCUUUUUUCCCCCUCCAGGCAAAUAUCCCCGCCUCAAGAACACAUGCACUCCAUGAAUCGAUUACUGGCAGAGAGACUGCUUGCGUUGUUUCCCACCUUCAUUGGCAGGUAUGGAAUCUCUCUUUCGUAUUUUCCGUGCCCGUCUAGCUGAGCUGGCGCGACUCCACGGCGAUAGCUCAUUUUCCCCGACGACGAUAAACCCAACCACCUUUCACUUUUCUCAUGCGGGUGCUCUCACUCAACCACUACGGGCCGUUCAAAUGCACAGCUCGACGCGUGCGGUCAACCAACAGCUUUCAAUAAGUUCAUGUUGGCACCUCAUCCUGGGCUCAUCUGGAGCGAAAGCAGGACUCUUCUCCACGAUUUCAUUCUCAUAUGAUGUACGCCCUCCAGCAAAGAGCGAACGACUGAAAGAAUGUAGCCCGAUCUCAGGUGUAAUGAGCGAGGAUGCAUGGGCAAUUGCAAAGUCGCGAGCCGUCUCAACCUGCUCAUGUUUCUUUAACCAGGAGUUACUCCAAAGUGGGAUGCAGUCGUGACGGAAAGAUUUGAGGUAUUGGCAAUCGCCAGAAUGCAACCACACAACUGUUGCUAUGCUUGAGGAUCUCGGUAGACUAGCGUCACAUGAACGCUGGGCUCCAACUACG
This is a messenger RNA of Colletotrichum phormii, 731 nucleotides long. RefSeq lists its product as uncharacterized. The record is from RefSeq and is a predicted model, not a curated record. Bases 198 to 623 code for a protein of 141 amino acids. Lineage: Eukaryota; Fungi; Ascomycota; Sordariomycetes; Glomerellales; Glomerellaceae. The transcript has a single exon.